ACUUGCUCUCAUAUACUAGCGCAAGGGUUCAAUUACUCAACCUCCGCUGCACUACUCAAGUAUCUUGUACAACUGGGACUUAGUCUCUGAAAAGAUCCUAAGGGCAAUUCUCAGCCCAACAACUGGCAUUGGCACGACAUUGCAGAUCAGAUUGUGUACCUGAGCAAACAGCAUCGUGUACAUGAGAGCAGCUUCGGGCUAAGGAAAACCUGCAAAUCUAGUUCUGCGCCAUGAUUAGCUAGCCAGCCCUUUCAGUGAUAGACCUCCUUCGCAGCAGCAGCUGGUCUGGAGGAGCCCACAGGCAUGCCCAAUAGGAGGAGCCUCGGCACUGAGCUGAGGUGAGGAAUGCCAAUGUCUAGCUGGAUCUCUCCCCCUUUUUCAGGUCCCAUUUCUCCAGCAGCUGGAGCAGCAGAGCAUACUGCAACUCAUGUGCCCAGGGGAAGCUCGAAGGGGUUCAACUGGAGCUGGAUCGCUCCCCCUUCUCAGGCCCCAUCUCCCCUGCCACCAGAGCAGCCGCGCCUAGCUGCGACUCAUCUGUCCCGAGGGGCAGUGAUGAGGAGCCCAAGGGAAUGCCGAUGGGAGGAGCGUCCGUGUGGAGCCCUGCUAUGCCAGCAGCAGCGCUCUCAGCUGCCGACUCCAUGGCCUGCAGGCAGCAAGGACAGGAGAGGAGAGCACACACGGCGUUACACUACAUUGCAGACCUCUAAACAAGGCGGUAACUACAGCUGGGCGCGAAGCCAGCAGUGCUCAACCGAUGACCCCCCAUGGCCUGAGGAAGAAGAGGGUGGUGGGGCGGAAGAAGAGAGUAUUGGGGCGGAAGAAGAGGAGCCAUGGCGUCUGAGUCAACUAAAGCGGGAAGCGGAUGCACGGUCACUCUCAAGCUCACCUCUUUGGUGUGACUCCAAGCCGAAGCUGCCAUGUCCUUGGUCCCUCCCACCACCCCGUCAACUGACGGCAUGGAUGGCAUGGGAGGCAUGGGAGGCAUGGGAGGCACCGCUCCUCCCAUCGCAUCACCACCCAGCGCUCCCAGCACCUCCCCUCCUUCCGCCUGCCGCGCUACUCCCCUCCCCCCUUCAGAAGCCCUCAGCGCCUCCAGCUCCUCAAACCCUAACGCGGCCUGCCAUCCCGCCGUCUCCUCCUCGUCUAUUCCCCCCUCAACUCCCGCGUCAAUCUGUGCUCCAGCCGUCUCCUGCCAGUCCACGUCAGCUUCGAUUGGCGAAUCCUGCAGGUACACGUCGGAUUCGACUUCCAUCGCCUCCUGAUGCUCUGGUGGCUCCUGCUGCUGCUGUUUCUGCGGCAAUGGCUGCUGCAGCUGCAGCUGCUGCUGCUGUUGCUCCGACCUAAACAGCUGGAUUCUCGGUAGUCAGAAUAAGAGGAGAUUCUCCUCCAAGAUUUACAGCAGCGUCGCUGCAAGAACGCGCAACAGCAGGGGUAGAGCUGGACCGCCACGAAGUGAAACCACCGCACGCAGCUAUCGCCAAGACGUGACGACCUACGGAACGGAGUGUACCGCCGCGAAGUGAAACCACCUUAUUGGAAAAUCGCCAGCAGUACUUGUCAAGGCUAUCUAUUACCGCGAUAGUUCUUCACAGGAAACGCGACUGGCGACGGAAAGCGGCUACCUCGUGCUCACGAGGCUAUCUCGCAGGGUGUUGAGAAAUUUCUCAAAAACGCCAUGCAUACGGGCGCGGGAAAGUCCGAGCGACGGGUUGGUGCUCCAGAGGCGCGUCUCGGAAGAGGCUCGUGCACAUGAACCUCGAGAAUCUGCCACGUGGCGACAUGAUGAUGCGAGCAUUCCUCCGCGAAGAACCCUCUCCGGCAAAACGGGAAUUCCUCCGGCACUUCGCCCAGGACUCCCAGGUCAUGGGCUUGUCAUGUCCGCUCUGGCUUGCGCGCUUUGGAUUGCGCGCUGUAUCGAGCGCAAGCCACCAAAGCGCGCACACUUUGACUCGAAGCAGCUUUGAGAGAGAGACUUGGGUUCGACGGACAACCACCGCCGCCAUCCGCGGCGGUCAUCACGGCGAGUGAACGAGGCGCCAUGCAGCGAGAUGAGCUGUAGCUGGAAUUGCCAUUUCCAUUCGUGGCGAAAAAAAAAGGGGUCGGGGAAAUGUCUUGAUCUGCUUAGCGUACUCAGUCAGCAUUAUGCCCUGCUUUGAUCAAACCCGCCUACAUACUCGUUAAGAGCUUCCACCCCCUGGUUGGUUGUGCCUUCACAAUACCCGUCACUUGACCUUACUGAAAUCCA
This is a messenger RNA of Closterium sp. NIES-67, 2245 nucleotides long. The record is from the annotation of a GenBank genome assembly. NCBI's taxonomy places the organism in Eukaryota, Viridiplantae, Streptophyta, Zygnematophyceae, Desmidiales, Closteriaceae.